AUCGUGCCCAGCAACGUUUCGAACCGCUCAGCUCGAGCCAUGCUUGAUGUGACCCUUUCCAGGUUUUAUCCUUGAUCACAAGUGGAUGUUUCGCACGAUCCAUUGAAUUGUAUUGGAACCGCGAAUCUCGUACUCUAUCGGUCUCAAAUGCUUGCUAUUGUUUUGAUUUUCAUACUCGCAUCGGUUCCUUGCGUUGAUCCAGAGCUUGUUCUCGCAUCAGAUCCCUCAUUGGAUCCAUGCCAGUUGCGUGCACAGCCCAGCAGCUCUCCUUCAUGUCAACUUGACUUUCGGCACCAGCCAUCACGAGAGAAAGGCCUUCAGGAGGCAAGUGCCAACAGUCAGAGGCCUUUCGUAGCCUCUCUUGGCAUGUCUCCAUCCCUGUCCGCCGCUUUGUCACGGGCCCUGCUGUUUGCUUCACUUAGCCAUCAAGAUCGCAAAAGGGAUCACUUCUAUGUAGCCAAGACCGCUCGAAGGAGCAAUUCUGGUAGUUAGUGCCGCUCCAAGUUCCCAUCUGUGGUUUCCAUGUUUCUUUUCCGAAGGCUGGGCAUUCACCGUGCUCAAGCCAUCCCAAAAAGAUGUUGACAUGGGAGAAAAUAUGUAUAAGUAGAUUGCAGCCUACCGACAAUAUCUGUUAUUCCCAUCAUCGCAUUUCACUUCUUCACUCAGCUAUCAUUCAAUCUUUCUGAUCUUAUUUCAUUCUUUAUAAUACUGAAGACUUUUGCUGGCCACUAGUCUUUCCACAGUUCAAGAUGCUUUUCAAAUCUAUCAUCAUGGCCAUGGCCGCCGCUGAGCUCGUUGCUGGCCACGGAGCAAUUAUUAAGGCAGUAGGAGAUCAGGGUGGAGAAGGCAUGGCCCUUGGUAUUGACCCCUCCACUCCUCGUGAUGGUUCCAACCGCAACCCUUUCCAGCAGGACUCCACCCGCUUCAAGAAUGCUGCGGCCGAUCAAUGUGGAGAGACUCUGGGAGGCGGAACCAAUGAUCCAGCCACACAAGUCCCAGCUCAGCUUGCUGCCAAUGGUGGAAACAUGCCACAGAUCUCUCCAGGCGGGGCGGUCAUGAUGACUCUUCAUCAAGUCAACGGUGAUGGUGCUGGACCAUAUGACUGCAUGAUUGACAGCACUGGCACUGGAACUCAGUGGACCAAUAUGCAAGUUGCCACCAACGUUCCUGGCGAAAACUCAAGAAGCAGAGCAAGGGCCACUGAUUUCCCACUGACUGCCAAGGUUGCCGCUGAUCAGACCUGUACCGGGUCUGUCGCUGGCAUGGAAGGUGUCUGUAUGGUCAAAUGCCAAAACGCAGCCAGAGCCGGUCCUUUCGGAGGUUGUGUUCCAGUCCAGAUGGCUGGUGCCAACGCCACUGCUGCCGCGAAGAAGGCGCGUUCCGAGAGGACACAGCUUUUCCGCGCAUAGGGUGGUUCCUCUGUCUGUCAGAAGCCUUGUCGCUGGCUGAGUCGAGGCUUGGAUAAUGUUUUGAUUAGGAUUUGCAUCAUUCUUUUAGCGAUUUUGGCAAGGAAGGGAGCAUCGUUCAUUCAGCCGGUCCUUACGUUUCAAGCCUUGAUAUCAAUAGUAUUGCGUAUUUCAACUUUAGAUUGUCCCCAGUGCUGUGUGUGUACCCUGAAUAAUAC
This is a messenger RNA of Cadophora gregata, 1624 nucleotides long. RefSeq lists its product as uncharacterized. The record is from RefSeq and is a predicted model, not a curated record. Bases 750 to 1409 code for a protein of 219 amino acids. NCBI's taxonomy places the organism in Eukaryota, Fungi, Ascomycota, Leotiomycetes, Helotiales, Ploettnerulaceae. The transcript is spliced from 5 exons.